AUGGCAUUGAGCAGCAUGUCGCCGCGAGGCCCGCUCGGGCUACUUCUGACGCUGUUAACGGCCGCCGCGCUCGCUAACCAGAUCGAGGAUAUACCUCAUAAUGAAGUAAAGAACUGGGCUUUAAAAUUCGGUGUGGACUUGUGGGAGUUCGGUCGCCACUUCACAAAAAUGAAUCAGAUACAAAACAAAUACCGCGAGUACAACGUAGAGGUGGUGCGUAAGGACGGGCUGCUCCUGGUGCGUGAGCUCGCUGCUGAGGUCAAGAAUCAUAUGGACUUCAAGAUGAACGCUGUAAUGCGCAUCAUGGACUCCGCAGAGGCGGCCGCCCUAUCGCCGGGCAGCAGCACGUCCGACGGCAGUCCUGGUUCUUACUACGACUCGCGCUGGCUCAACGUGCACGCUGACGACGGUACCCUAGCAGCGAGGGCGCGCCGCCUCGCCCUGUCACCCAGCCGGCAUUUCGACCAAAUUGCCGUUAAUACCACGUAUAGUGCCGUGCUAAUGCCGCCGUAUAUCAAUACCGAGGAUCCGGAGGUGCAGAAUCAAAUAUCAUGGUCAGAGCAUUUAGAUCCAAUAUUUGUAAACAACUACGAGAUUGAUCCUACGUUGUCAUGGCAGUACUUCGCUUCGUCUACAGGUUUUAUGAGGCGAUAUCCAGCUAUGUCCUGGCCACCCGAAGACGGAUAUUCACACCACGCCCGAGAUUUUUACGACUUCAGGUCAUCUAACUGGUUCGUUGAAGCAGCCACUUCGCCCAAAGACCUGGUGAUUCUAAUGGACGACUCUGACGAUCUCGGCUCUUCAUAUCGAAGGCUCGCUAAAGCUACAGUGUCAGCGUUACUCGACACGCUUGGCCCGAACGAUUUCGUCAACGUCUACCGGUACAGCGACACGGUGUCCGAAAUCCACCCUUGUUACACCAAGAUUUUGGCUCAGGCUAUACCUGAAACGCUACGAGAGCUGAAAACAGCACUUUGGGCCGCAGAACCAGCUGGUGGAGCAGCGAACUUAACAGGCGCUCUAACGACUGCCUUUGAGAUACUACACAGGUACAACCGCACGGGACAGGGCUGUCAGUGCAACCAGGCGAUAGCGGUGAUUGGCGCUGGAGGCGGUGCGAACGGCGUGAAGGGUGUAUUCCGCGUGUGGAACUGGCCGCAUAUGCCCGUGAGGAUAUUCACGUACCGCGUCGCUGGUGAUGCCGCUGCCGGCCACAUUAUGAAGGACAUGGCUUGCACAAAUAAAGGUUUCUACGUGACCAUCAAUGAGCACGCAGAAAUCAGACAUAAAGUCUUACACUUUGUGGAGGUGCUGGCUCGGCCGCUGGUUAUGUAUCAGACGAUCCAUCCAGUCCACUGGAGUCCCGUGUACGUGGGUGGAAGGAGUAGCAGCCUAGCUGACGAUGGAAUGGGACAAUUGAUGACUUCGGUUAGCGUACCAAUCUUCGACAGGAGAAAUCAUACACAAAGAGAAGCCAAUCUACUCGGAGUAGUCGGCACUGAUGUACCUGUUGAUCAAAUAAAGAAGCUCGUACCACCAUAUAAGCUCGGAGUGAACGGUUAUUCCUUUAUGGUGGAUAACAACGGGCAUGUUUUAUACCAUCCUGAUCUGAGACCACUGCACACUAAUGAGGAGUAUACAGAGACACUUCGUCCUCUAUACUCCAGCGUUGAUCUCACCGAUGUGGAGCUUCUUGUGGAUUCCGAUGAGAACUCGCGGGUCAACCUCACCUCUUUGUUGCUAGACCUCCGUCAUGAUAUGAUAGAGCAGCGCGAGGGCGAGACUGAGAUCGGAGUGAAGGUGCAGUACGACGGCAUGCGGCGCGUGGCCACCCGCCGCCAGCGCUACUUCUACGGGCCGGUGGAGGGCACGCCCUACUCGCUCGCCGCAGUGCUGCCCGACGGCUACGGCAUGUUCGAGCUGCAGGCCGAGCAGGAGAUCAAGCACAGCCCAUUCAAUGUCACAGAAUACUUUAAAGGCGAUAACUGGAAAGUCCAUCCCGAUUGGGUGUACUGCGAAUACGCAUCCACAUCGGACCAAGUAUUCAAUACCCCUGAGGAGCAGCUGCUACACUUUUUAUCGCGCGCGGGCCGCCCCGGCUGGAAGUGGAUGUCGUUGCGACCGCGAGCCCUCACGCUGCACAACGCGCACAAGAAACAGGACCGCGACUCUUAUUACUGUGAUAAAACUCUAGUACAGUCGCUCGUUAGGGACGCUAUGGUAAUGAAAGAAUUGGACGCUCACACUGGACACGCCAGCCACCACUCCCACCCGAUAGCGACUUUAAUGGCUCUACUGACAAGGCAAGGCCGCUUCCACAAAUUCGUGGUGACGCUGUCCUUCAUCGCGACUCGCAGCGGCCUCCUCAAAUGGACCGACAACACCAAUAGCUCACGGACUACUGAGUCAGCGGAACCACAUUUUAGUGAAAAGUACGGGCGCGCUUUCGACUCUGAGUGGUACAGACGAGCAGUGGAGCAUCACGCGGUGGAGCCAGAGAGCUUCGUGUUUACGGUGCCGUUCCGUGACAUGGAAUCCGACGAACUCGCUCCGCCACCAUUGGUAAUGGCCACACACGCGGUCUUCGUCGAGUCCAGGGGUCACAGAGCGCCCGCGGCUGUCGUCGGUCUACACUUCCAACUGGACUCGCUAGUGAAACAUUUCUUGAAUGUUACUUCUACGUGCACAGCCGGUAGCGUGUGUAAGAAAACAUGCGCCGGCGACGAACUAGACUGCUACAUUCUAGAUGACAACGGCUUCAUCAUCCUAUCCGAGGACGUGUCCCAAACGGGUCGCUUCUUUGGCCAAGUUGAUGGCACCAUCAUGGAUUCUUUAGUUCAGGACCGUAUAUACAAGAAAGUCACAGUUCAUGAUCAUCAAGGCAGAUGUCCUGAUUCAAGAAAUCCAUUUAGUGGUGACGGCAAUAAAUUAACUCCUAUGAAACCAUUUUCCUGGGUAAGCAGCUACCUCUUUAAUCUUCUAGCGGUUUGGUUUCCGCUUUGGGAGACAGUUCGCGCCCGUACAAGUCGUUACACGGACGAUGAUUUAGACUAUGAAGAUUACGAAAAAGAAGAUCUAGAAUAUGAAGACGUCAGUCGAGAUCCGGGACCGUAUGAGAUAAUCGUAGAUGGGACUGGAGGAACGACGGUGGGGCGGGAGGGGGGAGAGGGGCGAGAGGGUUGGGUAAGCCGGGAGGGCCCGCCGCGGGAGGCGCCGCGGGAGGCCGCACGCUCGGCGGCCGUGCGGCCCUGCGACACCAGCGCUGAACUCUUCACGCUGCAGUCUGAUAAGCUCAACUCCGCGCAACCGUUAAAGGGGAAACUUACCAAUUGCCACAAUUCCGGUUGCGAGAGGCCGUUCAGCGUGCAGAAGGUGCCGCACAGCAACCUGAUCCUGCUGGUGGUGGACACGCUGUGCCCGUGCGGCGCCAAGCGGCUGGACGUGCGCGCGCGCGAGGCGCCGGCGCGCGCCGCCUGCCGCCGCGCGCCCGCCGCCGCCGCGCACCGCCGCCGCCCGCGACACUGCGUCUCCUACCACCCGGAGGAAAUCGAAAUCCUGUCUUGCGGGCGUGGAGCUUCGUUCCGGCCGUUGGCAUUCCUAGUUUUGCUUCUGCCCCUAUGGCUGGGACUUGCGACGUGA
Parnassius mnemosyne (clouded apollo) is the source of this 3639-nucleotide messenger RNA. Lineage: Eukaryota; Metazoa; Arthropoda; Insecta; Lepidoptera; Papilionidae. The record is from the annotation of a GenBank genome assembly.